AUGUACGGUAGCGUUGGACAAGCACUGGCAAAUCUAAACGGAAUCGGACUUGGUGAUGUCCUGCGAAAGCUCAUUUGGGAACCUCUUGGCAUGAGAUCCACUACUACCUCCCUUAAGAUGGCCGAAGCAGCGAGAGACAAAAAGGGACAAAAGCGACUGUCGAGGGGCUAUUUCUGGAAUAGAGUUCAUUACUUACCCGAGCCCUAUACAGAACUUGGUCCUUUGGCUGGCGCGGGUGCUACCAUCUCCUCGGUCAACGACUAUGCUUUGUGGAUACAAGCUUUGCUCAAUGCCGUCACCAACGAGUCGUCUCCCAUAAAUGGAACGAUUUACAAAGACGUAACCAGACCAAGAACUAUCAUGAGACUAGAUCCCAGAGCACUAGACGAAUCAAUUCCACCUCUUUACGCACUUGGCUGGAUCAAUAUUAUGCUCGGCUCUCAUAGGGUUAUCACGCACUCGGGGUCUGUAACUGGUUUUGGUGCCAAUGUUUACAUUCUGCCUGACGAAGGAGUUGGCUUUGUGUCUAUGGCGAACACGAUGGGCAGUAGCAACCAGUUAGGGGCAUUGCUAUUCAUCGCAAUAACCAAGAGAUUGGGCUUAGUGUCUUCAGACGAUCAUACAGCCCAUCUAGACUUGCUACAUGAUGGUCCUGCGAGCUACCCGAAGACUCGUCAGCAGUCCUCUCUAAAAACUGACAGCAACCAUAUCUUGACUGGUGUAGAGCUACCUCUCCCCGGACGUCUGGUUGAUUAUAUUGGCUCGUAUCAUCAUACUGCAUACGGUGUUUUCAAUGUGUCUGCGGUCGAUGAUCAACCCAACUACUAUCGAAGUAACUCUGCGAGUUCCCAAGAAUCAAUGUCAUCGACCUCGGCUAGAUUUUCGCUACGUAUCAGACCCUCGCAAAGGACAUGGCCCUACGAGAUCGGGCUCAAACACAAAGCUAACACUCUCUUUGCGACACAGAUCUAUGUAAGUCUUUCGUACCUGUCUAGGCAGGAAUGCAGUACUGAUCAAAUCCAUAGUNGGGUCCAUGGUCAAGGCGAUGUCGGCAACGAGUGUAUCAAGGAGACAAAAGCACGAACUGGAACCUCUGAGAUCAAAUGCUGCCAGGAGGUUGUCUUCGAGCCUCUGAUUGAAGCUCGAGCCGUCUUUGAACAUGAUCUUGAUGGUAAAGUUGCGAAGCUGGGAGUGGAGCUUGAGCCUGAGAUGUUGCAGAAGGACGAAAGUAAAUGGAGAGAUGGCAUGAUUUGGUUUGAGAAGCAGGCAUGA
Messenger RNA from Aureobasidium musti, 1272 nucleotides. The record is from the annotation of a GenBank genome assembly. Lineage: Eukaryota; Fungi; Ascomycota; Dothideomycetes; Dothideales; Saccotheciaceae.